This is a messenger RNA of Thalassophryne amazonica, 1363 nucleotides long. RefSeq names its product ubiquitin-fold modifier 1 (gene ufm1). Bases 120 to 383 code for a protein of 87 amino acids. Gene Ontology annotation, cellular component: cytoplasm; nucleus. The record is from RefSeq and is a predicted model, not a curated record. NCBI's taxonomy places the organism in Eukaryota, Metazoa, Chordata, Actinopteri, Batrachoidiformes, Batrachoididae. The transcript is spliced from 6 exons. Gene Ontology annotation, biological process: protein K69-linked ufmylation.
GUCAAGUAAACAUAACAUUUCACUGAAACUACACAGGACGGGUGACGUGUAUUUACGGGUCCUUCGGACUUCCGGGUUCUGUGUAAACAGGGCGCAGCCGGUGUCUCAUUGCUCAAAACAUGUCUAAAGCAACGUUUAAAAUCACUCUGACGUCGGACCCCCGGCUGCCGUUCAGAGUACUAAGUGUCCCGGAGAGCACGCCAUUCACAGCGGUUUUGAAGUUUGCAGCUGAAGAGUUCAAAGUACCAUCAGCAACCAGUGCAAUAAUCACUAAUGAUGGAAUAGGAAUCAACCCUUCCCAGACCGCUGGGAAUGUGUUUCUAAAGCAUGGCUCAGAACUUCGCCUCAUUCCCAGAGACAGAGUGGGAGGACAGGGAGCCUGACGGCAUCAUGACUCAUCUUGCUUAAUCGUUUAACAUUUGAGACCCAGGAAACACCUCGGUGUGUGUCAUACUGUAUUUAUUUUCUGGCCCACAACUGACUGACUCACAGGAGAGAGUAUCUGAAAACUGAUCAUGACAUGCACACACAGUUUGCAUGACCCCUGCUUCGUUGCCAGUCUUUUUGUUUGUUUGGUUAUUUUAUUCUUGCCGUCCUAGUUUCACCAAGAGAUCGGUGCAACGUCAAGACUUCAUUAAUGUACACAAAUGCAGGCUGAAUCUCAGAGAAGAGCUUUUGUACCUCUGUAGAUCAAAAUAAAUCCAUGUGAAUAACAAAAACCUGCCUGUUUGUACUGUGCACUGCAAAAGUGAAGAUUGUAAUUAAAUUUUAAGUUGCAUCAUUAAUUUCAGGACGCUUUGGAUGUGAAUAUGCAGUUGACAUGAAACAUUCUGUCAGGCAUCUGCUCUCAGAAAAUUAUUCCUCAACAGAUGGGCUAAGCAGACGUGAGUCACAGAUCAGUACAAAAUUUGUACAGCAGGACUGGCUUCUUUCCAAAUUAGACAAACACAUCUGCAAAAAAAAACUCAGUAUUUUGAAGUUUCUAUGCAAGAACAGUGUGACCAUUGUGCAGUCAGAUUGUAAAGACGUGGAUCUUUGCUGCCCUCUGGAUUGUUUCUCUUUAAUGGCAGCUUUUUCUGACAAAAAUGUCUUCAGACGAUGCCUCAUAUUUACACAGUAAAUGUAAUUUAAAAAAAGGUUAAGUGAUGUACUGUAGCUCAAUUACAAGGCGAUGACCAAUGCAGAUAUCCAAAAAGCUUGGGUUCAAAUAUGAAAUACCAGAAUUUCUCACAACAGUGCAACUGUAGUCUUUGUCCACAUUUUUUUUCCCUCCUCCUACUGGCAGAUUUUCUGUGGGCAUUUUUACAGUCUUGAUAUGAAGUUGCCAAAUUAUUCCAAUUAAAAAUAAAACUUUGACUCCGAG